Meloidogyne enterolobii is the source of this 293-nucleotide messenger RNA. Lineage: Eukaryota; Metazoa; Nematoda; Chromadorea; Rhabditida; Meloidogynidae. The record is from the annotation of a GenBank genome assembly.
UUUUUAGAUGGAAAAUGAGAAAUGACAAAAAAGCAAUGAGGAAUAGUUUGGUUAGAUUUGGAAAAAGAUCAUCACUAAAAAGAAGAAAUGUUAUUCUCCCUCCUUCUCCACAAUUUCCUUCUUCUCCAUAUUUUUAUUUACCUGAAAACAACGAAAUUUUAUUACCUUCUAAAUUUAUGGAAAAUUUAAUUUCGCCUGAAAUUUCUUCAAAAAUUUCAUUAAUUCCCAGUGAUUCUUUAAUUUUUGUUGACAAAACAGGAAAAGAAAUUCAACGAUGGAAAGAAAGAAAAUAA